Cooperia oncophora is the source of this 600-nucleotide messenger RNA. NCBI's taxonomy places the organism in Eukaryota, Metazoa, Nematoda, Chromadorea, Rhabditida, Trichostrongylidae. The record is from the annotation of a GenBank genome assembly.
AUGUCCAUGUUCGAAGAGGUUUGGCAAAUUGCUCCGCCAAAGCUGAUUAUCACCGUACACGGAGGAACAAAUAACUUCGAUCUUCAACCAAAGCUGGGAAGAGUUUUUCGUAAAGGCCUUCUGAGAGCUGCGACCACGACUGGUGCUUGGAUCAUAACCAGUGGGGUCGAUUGUGGUGUGGUAAGACAUGUAGCUGCAGCUUUCGAAGUGGUGUGUAUUGGAAUUUCACCAUGGGGAUUGCUCAAAAAGAGGGAUGAACUGAUUGGUGAGGACGUCUGUGUGCCAUACUAUCAUUCUCGUGAGUCGAAGACGACGACACAUUCACGCAGCGUUGAAAUACAUCGACCACUCAGUAUUCUUGUUGAAGUGGUUUUACGCAAACGGCUAGAGAAUUACAUUGCCCAGAAGCAAAAGAUCUCUGGUGGAUCACGAAGUGUGCCUGUUGUUUGUGUGGUUCUCGAGGGUGGCAGCUGUACCAUCAGAUCUGUGCUGGAUUAUGUCACAAAUGUUCCGCGAGUACCUGUGGUUGUUUGCGACGGCAGUGGUCGUGCGGCCGAUCUCCUAGCGUUUGCCCAUCAGACAGUUCGAGAAAACGGGUAA